Cebus imitator (Panamanian white-faced capuchin) is the source of this 1238-nucleotide messenger RNA. RefSeq names its product NME/NM23 nucleoside diphosphate kinase 4 (gene NME4). Bases 481 to 834 code for a protein of 117 amino acids. Gene Ontology annotation, molecular function: nucleoside diphosphate kinase activity. The transcript has 5 exons. The record is from RefSeq and is a predicted model, not a curated record. Gene Ontology annotation, biological process: CTP biosynthetic process; GTP biosynthetic process; UTP biosynthetic process. NCBI's taxonomy places the organism in Eukaryota, Metazoa, Chordata, Mammalia, Primates, Cebidae.
CUUCUCCCGCCCUGGGGCUCCCGUGGAAAUCUCACCCCCAUCGGAGGGCUCAGGCCAGGGCUUCCUCUAGGCCGCAUUUGCUGGGCGAAUGCAUUCGUGUUUCAGACGGAGUCUUGCUCUGGCGGCCAGGCUGGAGAGCAGUGGUGCCGUCCCGGCUCACCGCAGCCUCCGCCUCCUGGGCUCAAGCGAUCCUCCGGCCGCAGCCUCCCGAGUGGGCCUUCCUCCGUGGGAAAGCGUUAAAACGACAGCUAACGGUUGCGUCGGUAUACAGACGCACACAACUCAAGAGAGAUUCCUUCUUAUUUUGUGUUUUUUCUUCCGAUUUUAACCAAAAACGACGUUGGACAUUUCCACGGGCCCCGAGGGCCCUCCUGGACCCGGGAGCGGACCCUGGUGGCGGUGAAACCAGAUGGAGUGCAGCGGCGGCUGGUGGGGGAUGUCAUCCAACGCUUUGAGAGGCGAGGCUUCACGCUGGUGGGGAUGAAGAUGCUGCAGGCACCAGAGAGCGUCCUUGCUGAGCACUACCAGGACCUGCAGCGGAAGCCCUUCUACCCUGCCCUCAUCCGCUACAUGAGCUCUGGGCCCAUGGUGGCCAUGGUCUGGGAAGGGUACAAUGUCGUCCGCGCCUCAAGGGCCAUGAUUGGACACACCGACUCGGCUGAGGCUGCCCCAGGAACCAUAAGGGGUGACUUCAGCAUCCACAUCAGCAGGAACGUCAUCCACGCCAGCGACUCCGUGGAGGGGGCCCAGCGAGAGAUCCAGCUGUGGUUCCAGAGCAGUGAGCUGGUGAGCUGGGCAGACACAGCCCCGCACGGCAGCACCCACCCUGCCUGAGGCUCAGGCUGCCUUUACCACCCCAUCCUCCAUGCAGGACCCACUACCUCGGUCAGCAAGAACCCAAGCCCACAUCCCUACCCGCCUGCCCAAACCACUUCCCUGUUCACCUCUGCCCCACCCCAGCCCAGAGGAGUCUGAGCCACCAACUUCAGUGCCUUUCUGUACCCCAAGCCAGCACAAGAUUGGACCAAUCCUUUUUGCACCAAAGUGCCAGACAACCUUUUGGGGGGGGUCUUUACAAGGUAGGGUGACCUCUCCUCCUCCAAAGGAGAGGCAUUAAAAUUCACUGUGCCCAGCACAUGGGUGGUGCACUCAUGAUUUCCACCAACUCUGAGGUAGAAAUGAUGCUUUUAUGUAAGUUGUAUGCAGUUUAAGAGUAAAAAUGAAGUUUUACAUGCCUA